AAGAGAUAACAACCUAUAGAGCUGGAGAAGGAGAAGAAUGAGAUAAUGAGGAGAAUGUCCUUUGCAUCAGCCUGGGUCAAACAAUUCAUCCUUCACAAAAAGUGCAUUGUGAAAAUAGCAGAUAAGUACCUGGAGAAGAGAAAUGAGGUUGAUAAGCAAAGACAGUUUGAAGUGCGCAUCAAAUUUGUUAUGUAUAAAAUUCGCAUGAAAGAACUCAGGUCUGGACCUACUCUUGAUGAGAGGAUCAGGAGAAAUAUUAUGUGUGGAAUCACAUUUGCAGCAAUGACAUUAAGGAAAAAUGCUAAUAUGCUUUUCCCUACAUAUGAGCCACCUCAAAAUAGAGUUACCCUUUUUUUUUAAAGAAGAUACAAAACAACUGAAUAAGCUAAGAAACCCAAUGAAUCAAACAGUAGAAGAAAGAGCUAAAGAUAUUCUUAAAAGCAUGCUUACAAAUGCCUACUGUGAUAAAAUAUUCAAGAAAAAGAUGAUAGAUACUAUAGAAUCUAUUAAGAUAUUCCAGAAACGUUGGAAAGCGUUACAGUUCUUGCGUUCCAUCCAAAAACGAAUCGUCGCUGAAGUCUGGGAUAAAGAAAUUCAAGUCAUUCAGAAGUAUUGCUUCAAAUUCAAGAAAAACAAGAAAGUCAAGCAGUUCUUGCCCAGACUGCUCAAGAUCAGCCCUGAAAUCAAAGACAAAAUACUCAGCAACUACAUGGAGCUGCGGAGAUGCCGACAUUGUGUCGUAUUUGCAAAGUGGAGACUCAACCAGCUCAACUACAAGAUUUCAAAGCCGAGCAAGAAGUCUAAAUAAUCAGCCGCCUUGCAUCGAAGUAGGGGACGAGAUAGAAUAUUUGCUGGAUUUGAAAUAAGUUCAGAGCGAGGAAGGCAUUGAAAAUACGGAACAUCACAUUUAAAGGGAUCGAUCCUGAAAUCCUUGAUGUUUCACUAGCAGAAGCUAAUCGCCCUUCUCCGACCUCCAAAAAUCUACCUAAAGCAGAUCCUCAAAACAGGAAAGACAUGAAUAAAAUUAAGAAGAAUGGGAAGAUGAAUCCGAAUCCUGAAAGUAAUGCUGUUCAAGAGGAUGAGAGGUACAUUCCUCUCGGAAAAAUAGACCCAGCAACUCUGAUGUCAGAUAAGCCACCAGUCUACACCUAUAAACCCAAUCGUCAAACAAUGCAUAUGCUGAUUAAGAAAGCAGCAUCCAUUGAUGACAUAUUCGAGCUGUUCUGUGAGAACAUUGAUGGGUACAAACGCAUGGACACAGAGAAACAUGACUCUGACGGCGAAGAAGAUAUUGAUGAUUAUUAA
Messenger RNA from Moneuplotes crassus, 1305 nucleotides. Lineage: Eukaryota; Ciliophora; Spirotrichea; Euplotida; Euplotidae. The record is from the annotation of a GenBank genome assembly.